Molecule: messenger RNA, 542 nt
Organism: Lolium perenne
Lineage: Eukaryota; Viridiplantae; Streptophyta; Magnoliopsida; Poales; Poaceae
Product: defensin-like protein 1
Biological process (GO): defense response
Source: RefSeq, a predicted model, not a curated record
CUUGGUCGCAACAAGCCUACACUGCACGGGGUGCCUGAAUCAGCAGCUACAGUUUCGUUUCACUAUCCAUCCCCAAAGAGGAAAAUGGAGUUCAAGCCCAAGGCAACCGUCUGCAUAGCGCUGCUGAUGCUGCUCCUGCUUUCUUCGUACGACGGAGGCGGCACGGCGGAGGCGCGGGUGUGCACGGGGAAGAGCCAGCACCACUCGUUCCCGUGCGUCUCGGACAAGAUCUGCCCGGGUACCUGCACCAAGGAGGAGGGCAGCCACUGGACCGCCGGAUACUGCCACCGGAGAAUCUGCACCUGCCAGAAGAAGUGCUAGACACAGAGCUCCGCCCCGGCGACCCAUCAAUCAUCCAUGGCGCCGAAUAAUCUACCCGCCUCACCUCUAUGUACCCUAGUUACCCCACGCACCGCUCCUUCAGUCAGGAAACACAUGCAUGUAAUAAAGCGUGACGCGCGCUCACGCGCCACCUGUGUACGUCCAUAGCAUAACGCAACGCUUUGCUUUCAGUGGCAAUAUAUUGUUAUUGUUCUGCUGGA